This is a messenger RNA of Mesitornis unicolor (brown roatelo), 8328 nucleotides long. RefSeq names its product senataxin (gene SETX). The record is from RefSeq and is a predicted model, not a curated record. Gene Ontology annotation, biological process: termination of RNA polymerase II transcription. NCBI's taxonomy places the organism in Eukaryota, Metazoa, Chordata, Aves, Mesitornithiformes, Mesitornithidae. Gene Ontology annotation, cellular component: nuclear body. Gene Ontology annotation, molecular function: transcription termination site sequence-specific DNA binding; helicase activity.
AUGAGCACAUGUCGAUGGUGCACACCAAGUGGCUCUGACACCACCGCGUUCCUGAAGAGCUAUGCUUCCAAACGGUUGUCCCCAGAAGAUCUUGAAGGAUCCAAUGAUGAUCUUUGUUACUGCCUGGAGUGUGUGGUUGAGUACCACAAAGCAAGGGAAGAAUUGCCAAGGUUGCAUGAGGUCUUGUGGGAGCUGGAAACCUCCCGUCUUGUUGCCCACAUUGAGAAAUCUAUGCGAGCUGAAGCUGGAGAAGAUGAUGAGUUGUUUAUAGUGGAUGAGAAUGGAGACACACAGCUGUCUGGUUAUGUGGGCCCAGAUUUUGAGAAUAACCUGCGAGUGCCCCUUCUAGAAAUACUGAAAUAUCCGUAUCUGCUGCUGCAUGAGAAAGUCUGUGAGCUGUGUGUAGAAGUGCUCUGUAGAAUGGAACAAAGUCACAGCUCCUUUCAGGUCUUUGAAAAAUAUCCAGGAAUUUAUCUCUUUUUGGUGCACCCAAAUGAAGUGAUUCGUCGGUGGGCCAUCCUAACAGCAAGAAAUUUAGGGAAGGUUGACAGGGAUGAUUACUAUGAUUUACAGGAAGUGCUGACUUGCUUGUUCAAAGUUAUUGAGUUGGGGCUUUUUGAGAGUCCAGAUAUUUACAGCUCUUCAAUGAUUGAAAAGGGUAAACUUAUCCUUCUACCAUCUCAUUUAUAUGAUACUACCAAUUACAAGAACUAUUGGCUAGGGAUUUGUAUGUUGCUAACAGUGCUGGAAGAACAAGCUAUGGACUCCUUGCUACUGGGCCCAGACAAACAAAAUGAUUUCAUGCAGUCUAUACUUCACACCAUGGAGAAAGAAGCAACUGAUGAUUCUACUGACCCCUUCUGGCCAGCACUGCAUUGUUUCAUGGUUAUUUUGGAUCAGCUCGGAUCUAAAGUAUGGGGUCAGCUUAUUGAUCCUGUCCAAGCCUUUCAAACCAUUAUCAACAGUGUGAGCUACAACAAUGAAAUAAAAAAUAUACGCAGUAGCUUUAAGAGGACAAAAUCUGAACCGGAGUCAGACUACAACGAUGACAUGAUUACUUGCAGUCAGAUUGUGUAUAAUUAUAACACAGAAAAGCCACAAAAGGAUACCGGAUGGAAGACUGCCAUUUGUCCAGACUACUGCCCCAACAUGUAUGAAGAUAUGCAAACACUGGCUAAUGUGCUUCAGUCUCAUAUUGGCAGAGAUACACGUGUCCAUGACAGCACGUUUCUGUGGUUCAUCCCUUUUGUUCAGUCACUUAUGGAUCUCAAGGACUUGGGUGUCGCGUAUAUAGUGGAGGUCAUUCACUACCUCUGCUCGGAAAUCAAAGAUAUUCUUAGUGAAACAAUUCAGCAGUGUGACAAAAUCUCAGAAUUUUUUCUUCUCAUCUUGGUGUCUAUUAUUGAACUACACAGAAAUAAGAAGUGUCUGCAUUUGCUAUGGAUUAGUUCCCAAGAAUGGGUGGAAGCAGUGGUGAGAUGUGCUAAGCUUCCAGCUAUAGCAUUUACACAGUGCACUGAAAAAGCACCUGGACACUGUGCGAGAGGUUAACAAGCUUCUAACUCUGUGCAGCACUCCUGUGUGCAGUUGAUACGCAGCCUUCUUAGAGAAGGCUAUCAAAUUGGACAGCAUGCUCUUUGCAAGCAAUACCUAGAUAAAAUCAAUUUACUUCUGCGAGGAAAUCUAUCUUUAGGUUGGCAGCUGAACAUUCAGGAAACCCAGGAAUUACAAACAUGUUUAAAGCAAGUUAUAAGAAGUAUAAAGUACAGAGCAGUGAAUACCUCUGUGCCUGUAGGAAACAAUACAAACUCUACAACUUUGCCUACCAUUUCUAUAAAGCAGGAGAAGAGUCCAUGUGGAGGUGAAUGCAAGAUGAGUGUACAUGGCAGAGAUGACUUUAGUUCACCGUUUGCUCUCAUGUCGAAGGGAGGUGGAGAUGAAGAUUGUGAAGAGAAACCUUUCUCUAGAAGGAAGAGUGCCUGGGAAGAGGAAUGCGGAGAUGCAUCUAAAAGCUCAAGAUUUUGGACAUCCGCUGAGAACCUUGUGAUGAAUAUUAAAAAGGAAUUAGAUGACUUGACAACUCCGGAAUAUGUCUGCCCACAGAACUCUCUGGCAACAAAAGUAUGUGGAAAAGCUCAGGAAAAUAGGAUCAGUGAUCCUGUGGCAGGGAAGUGUGAUAUGGGUAAUCAGUGCUUUAAUCCAAAUGCCCGACAUUCAGAUUUCAGAAGAGGCGGAGAGUUGGAAAACAAAUGUGAAGCAGGACCCAUAGCACCAAUGUGUCUGGGUGCUCAAACUCGUAUUGGUUCUCCAGAACACGUUUACAGCUCGGAUGUAAAGGAAAGCUGUAUGUCUCCCAGUUCCCCUUCAAAGUGUAAAGUAGAUCUGCAUAAAGUUACCAAUUUGAAAAACAAGUUACGGAAAAUGGAAUGGCCCGCAAAACUAUUGCAGCCAGUCAAGCCACGUGGCUUGAAAAGCUGCAGCAAAACAGCGAGAGCUUCAAAAAUAGCGGCAGAGCAACCAAAGCUCUGCACUGGCUAUCUGUGUACAAGCAAAGAUUGUCUUAAACAUCAGAGAGUGAAUACUGUGUGUGAAAAUGAAAAAUCUGUUGAUACUCGAUCUCCAAGGAGUUGUGAAAGUACACAGGAGAAAAGUGUCAACAGUGCUUUUCAGUCCAGACUGGACCUUGCUAAACGGGUAUUGCCACUAGAUUGCUCUAGCUUCUCUAAAAACGAACCUGGUGUGCAGGAAAAUGACGAUGGCAGUAUUUUGCAUUUAGGGUUUAGUGACAACUCACUGAAAAAAGUAUCCUCUGAAGAAAAAUCAAGGUCGUUGUUGGAGUCUGUUUUUGAGAAAGACAACGACAUGCAAACUUCGGAUGGGGAACAGCCUAAUUUAAAUGACUUGGUUAAAUAUGAUUGUAAAGGUCAAAUUUCAAAGACAUUUUGUACGGAUAAAACUUCAGCAAAUGGUCAUGUUCCAUCUAGCUCAGAAAACAAGAAGGAUAUAUCCAGUGCAGCUUCUCGGAUCAGGCCACUGUCAGUGAAGUGUGAAUCAAGUGACAGGCUGUACAAAUUUUCAGAAUAUUUCAAGAGAGAAGAAGUUUCAGUGGUGAAGAAAGAGGAAGAUUUUGCAAAGAUGACUUCUGAAGACAGUACUUUAACAGACUCUCAGGUCGAUAGAGAGCUCAGUAAGUUAUCUUUAGCUGCAUAUGCUAAAAGCGUCAAUUUUCCCUUUGAUUCAAGCCAAGAAGGCUCAGUACAUCAUAAUUUGUGCGAUAUUAAAAGGAAAGUGAAAGGUGCUGUAAGAUCUUCCAGUGAUGGCCAGAGUACCACGUCUCUCUGUGAUUCAGAUUGCCGUGCUGAUAAAGUCAUCAUAAUUUCAGACUCUUCUGAUGAAGAACAAGGUGUGGCUGGCAAGGAGGAAACAAAAAGCAAUGAAAAUGUGUGUCCUGAAGGGCAGUCUUCAACUUCCAGCAGCAUUUCUGAUAGCGGUAUCAAAAUGGAAUCAAAGACACCAAGUUCUCCUUUGUCACUGGAAGACUGUGAGUCUCAGUACUUUGAAUUUGAAACAGAAGUUGAUGUCUUUUCAGUCUGGCAAGAUACUCAAGCGUACAGUAUGGAAGCAACUCAAGAGUAUAAACAAGAUCAUGUUUCAACAGCAGUUGGCAGUAGUAAUUCAGAUGACUUACUGGACGAUCACACAAAUGAAUGGGGUUAUGAUGUGGAUUGCAUAAAUUAUGAUACCAUGGAAGAAGCGGCAAACUUGACAGAAAAGCAGACAGAUAAUAUUUCUAAUCAGAAAGAAGCUGAUAAUACAAAAGAAGUAACUAAUUCAACAUUGCAAGAAUUUGUUAGUAAGGGAAAUACAAAAGAUCAACUGGAAAAUUUUGCAGACAAAGGUACUGUUGCUGAAGACUCCACCCUGGUCUCAAAAUUGACCCAACCUAGAGCAUCUACAUCUAACAUCUCAUUAGCUUCAAAGUUGGCCCUUAAGAAAAAUAGUGUGAGUCCACAAAAGAGUACAGCAAAAUCUAAGGUAGCAAGAACUAUUCAAAGAAGUCCUAAAAAACCUCUUGUUGUUAAAACAGCACAAAAUAAAAAAGUACUUCAAAGUACAUCCAAAAAUUCUCUGGCUGGCAGGUCAUUGCCUGCUGUGGUUCCUCCGAGGAAAGUUCGUCCAUGUCCUGCACCAGCAUCAACUGUAGAAAAACUUGGUCUGAAGAAGGCGCCCCGCAAAGCAGCUGAAUUAUCCCAGCGCUCUUUAGAUAGCGUAGCUCAACUGCGCAGCUAUGGUAAAGCCGCGGGGAGAGUUGGAGUUGCACAGAAACAGAAGAGUAAACUAAUUGCUCCUCAGAGUUUGUCAGUAAAACAUAAUAAAAAAUUUCUAGCCUGCCAAGACCUUCAGUAUUUAAGGCAGACAAGGCCCAAAAAGAGCGUCAGAGUGACAAAUCUUGCAGGAAGUUCUGCAAAUAGAAAUAAAAAAGUUAGCGAAGUGGAUGCAAAAUCUAGGAAACAAAAGCUGGAAAGUUUUGAACUGGCAGCUGUUGAAGGAUUUGUUGAAAACCAGAGAGGGAAAAAAAGGGAGGAGAUGGUUUGUCUAUCUAUGGAUUUAAGUUUCUCUUCCACUGCCCUUGUUGGAGGUGAUAAAGGUGAACCUUCAGGAAAGGGUUGCAUUGUCCAACCUGAAUGUGAGAAGACAACUCCAAAAGAAAAUGGGUGUAAACCAAAUGAAAACAGUGAAGAUGAGGAUGGUGAUGAUCUGUUUUUAACUCAGUUAGACCCUGUGGAUAUGGAAUUAUGUUCUCAGGAAGAAAGCGUUCAAGAUACUACAAUAGCCAGUAAGAAAACAGAGGAAAUGGAUACUGCUGAAAGCCUUCAGCAGAAUGAAUCCUCAACUACUGUGAAGUGUAAGUACAAAGACUGCGUGGAAGAAGUGGAAAAACCAGGAGAGUACUGUAGUAAGCAUUCAGCCACCAGCUCAGAAGCAGAUCACUUGUUUGCCAAACCUCUCCCUCCACCUUCUAAAGCAAGAAGGCCUUCCACUACCAAAAUUUUCAGCUCUGCAAGCUCUUCACGGAAUGCAGCCUUCAGCAAGGAUCUUGAAAAUGUUAAAAAGCUGCUGCCAGCUUCAAAAAGCAAAGUGAAUGCAGCGAAACCGGUGGUGGUCAGGCCACCAAUUGCAGAGGCCAUACCAAUAGGAAAUAAACCAUGCAAGUUGCCAAGUUUCAAUAAUGCACCUCCACCCCGUAUUACUAAUAAUGUUCUCCAGCCACAAAAUAGGCAGAACAACAAUGCUUCAAAUAUUUGCAGAAGGCCUGAUCAAGGAACACGUAGUUCUUGCUUGCUUGGAGCUCAGCAGCGUGAUCAUAGUAUUUUUAUUAAUGAAGUCAUAAAGUGGACUUACGAAAUGUUUGCAAACUUCAUCCAAUUUGGACCUCCAUGUAAUCUCCUGCAGUCCAUAGUAGCCUCUGUUCCUGUCCAGUUUCAGGGAUACAAUGACUAUUUUAAUACAUUUUUCCCUUUGAUGAUGCUAAAUGCCUUUGAAACACUGGCACAAGACUGGAUAGAAAACCAGAGAGUAAGAGAGAAGAGUUACUACUUCUACUUACAGAGCUUCUCUGCCGAAUUGAAUACAGCAGUUUUUACAGCUCAUUUUCAAGAAAGUGAUCUGGCAAAGCAGCUUCAUCCAAAGGAGGAUGACUUAAUCUUUCUGGUGGUCCAAAAGAAAAAAGACACCUUUAGGGAAGGAAGCGAGAUGGAAAACCAUAUAGUGCAGCACGUUGGUCUAGUGACACGAUUUUCUCAUGCGUCUGGCCGUUCAACUAGACAAAAGGACCAGCAUACGGUCUGUCAUCUUUCUGUGCAAACUCGAGGCGAUUUGUCAUUCUUCAUAAAUAAGCAAGUGAAGUGUGUGGUGGUUGGCUCCCUGGUGACCACACGCCGAGCAUUCAAAGGUCUACUACUACUGAGCAGGAGUCCCCUGGCUAAACCCAUUAUAAAUCCAACUUACAGUGACUUCUGUCCAAGAGAUUUGCCUGUGGUUUCAAGUGCUGCACUGGAUAUGAAAGAAUACAAUGAAGAUCAAAAGAGAGCCAUUGAGACAGCUUAUGCCAUGGUAAAGCAACAUCCAGGGCUUCCCAAGAUCUGCCUCAUCCAUGGACCACCUGGAACAGGGAAAUCAAAAACUAUUGUGGGAUUUCUGUCUCGUGUUUUGAGAGAAAACCCUAGGAAUGAGAAAGCAACUCAAAAUACAAAUUCCAAGAUCAAGCCAAACCGUUUUCUAGUUUGUGCACCAUCAAAUGCUGCUGUUGAUGAACUCAUGAAAAAGAUCAUCGUUGCAUUUAAGGGAAAAUGCCAAAACAGACAGGAGCCUUUGGGAAAUUGUGGCGAUAUCAAAUUAGUGCGACUUGGUGCUGAAAAAACAAUCAACAGUGAAGUCCGGGGAUUUAGCCUGGAUAAGCAAGUUGAACACAGAAUGAAACGAAAGCCAGCUGACUCUGACCAGGAUAUUCAGAAGAAAAAAGCAGCUUUAGAUCAACAGCUGGACAUGCUGUCUCGUCAGCGUGCUAUGCACAGAUGUGAGAAGAGGGAGAGUCAAAUGUUAGAUGAUGAAAUUGGCAGACUUUCGAAGGAGAGACAACAGCUUGCUUCUCAACUAAAGGAGGUUCGGGGGCACUCUCAGAAAGUCCAGGCGGAUAUCAUCUUGGAGUCCGACAUCAUCUGCUGCACACUGAGCACAAGUGGAGGAAGUCUGCUGGAAUCUGUUUUUUGGAGGCAAGGACUUGAUCCUUUCAGCUGUGUUAUUGUGGAUGAGGCAGGGCAGUCCUGUGAGGUUGAAACACUGAUUCCACUGGUCCAUCGCUGUAGUAAACUUGUCCUUGUUGGAGAUCCCAGACAGCUCCCUCCUACUGUAAAAUCAAUAAAAGCUCAGGAAUAUGGCUAUGAUCAGUCCUUGAUGGCACGCCUGCACAGACACCUGGUGGAGCAAGUGCAGAAGAAUGUUUUACGGAGCCUGCCAGUUGUGCAGCUGACUGUGCAGUACAGGAUGCACCCUGACAUCUGCCUCUUCCCAUCCAAUUAUGUUUAUGGCAGGACUCUAAAGACUGACAAAGCAACAGAAGAGAACAGAUGUUCUUCAGAGUGGCCAUUCCAGCCCUACCUUAUUUUUGAUGUAGGAGAUGGUCGUGAGGAGCGAGACAAUGACUCUUUUAGUAAUCCUCAGGAAGUGAAGCUGGUGAUGGAAUUAAUUAGAACAAUUAAAGAAAAAAGGAAGGAUCUGGGCCUUCGUCGCAUUGGAAUAAUUACCCCUUACAGCGCACAGAAAAAGAAAAUCCAAGAACAACUGGACAGAGUGUUUAAGAAUAACAGCCCUGGAGAAGUGGACACAGUGGAUGCAUUCCAGGGACGAGAGAAAGACUGCAUCAUAGUGACAUGUGUCCGGGCGAACAGCACUAAAGGGUCAAUUGGGUUUCUGGCAAGUCUUCAGCGUCUGAACGUUACAAUUACUCGAGCCAGAUUUAGCCUCUUCAUCCUUGGAAGACUGAAAACACUCAUGGAAAAUAAAGACUGGAAUGAAUUGAUUCAGGAUGCUCAGAAAAGAGGAGCCAUUAUCAAGACAUCAGAAAACAGCUACAGGAAAGAUGCUGCUAGGAUUUUGAAGCUCAAGGCAACAGUACAGCCCCCAGCCAAAGCAGGGUCAAAGAAAUCUCAGUUGCAGGUUUGCUCUUCCAGUAGCAAAAGCGGUGAGCUUGCUAAUCCAAGGGAGGCCAGCAGUCUGCAGGAACCCACUGAUGGCACUGGCCAUGCUGCCCAUGCAGCACCCCAAGGAAGCAGAGGGCCCCAGCAGCCACAGGGAGCUCAGGCUGCAGACUCCAGGAGAGACAGUGCCUCUGUGCCCGUGGAGGCUGCAGCGCUUCCUGCUCAUCCAGAGAAACCACGGGAUCCGAGGCUGGCAAGUAUGGCUAGUAGAACUGAAACAAAAGGGAAGAAGCAGGCCUCAAAAGACAGUAAUUGCUCAGGAUCAACAUCACAGCAAGGCCUUGAUGCUGCACGGGAUCAGAUGUCCAGAACAGAAGCUUCUAAGAAGCCCCAGCAAAUGAUGGAACAACGCGACAUGCCUUCCGUGUCGCCUUAUGCAGCUCGCCGCGAGGGUGACCCGAGAGCUCCUGUACUGAAAAGCAGUUCAAAAGCCCACAGUGAAGGAGGUCGAAGUACUGGCAGUGAGUGGAACAAAGACUGUCGUGAUUUAACCAGGAGAUCAUCAGAGGCAUCACUAGAGAAUGCAGAAUCAAACAAUGUCAAGCGAAGAAAGACCUCUCGCUGGCUUUAG